Messenger RNA from Castor canadensis (American beaver), 3827 nucleotides. RefSeq names its product BOC cell adhesion associated, oncogene regulated (gene Boc). Gene Ontology annotation, molecular function: protein binding. Gene Ontology annotation, cellular component: axon. Gene Ontology annotation, biological process: cell-cell adhesion; nervous system development; axon guidance. The record is from RefSeq and is a predicted model, not a curated record. Lineage: Eukaryota; Metazoa; Chordata; Mammalia; Rodentia; Castoridae.
GCGGGGAUCCUGAGUCCCGGCUGGCGGGUGUCAGCUGCCGCGCGCGCACCGCACACGCACAGACACACAGACAGACACGGACCCACACGUCCUCACAAUCCGCCUCCCUCCCGGGCGGGCAGCUUCUCCGUGCCGGGCUCCUUUGUUGCUCCCGCUGCGGCCGCUCUCCGGUGUGUUGUGUCCCCGAGUGUCACCGUGCGUGUUGUGUGUCCCCGCGGCGCGGUGCUGUGUGGCUGUCCCCGCGCCCACCCCGCUGGCCCCCGGGCCCCUGGCUAACCCUUCGCCAGGCGCCGGCUGCACCAGAGUCCUGAAAAAGGUUUCCUGGAACCUAUGACCCAUGAAGUCUUCUCAACAUUCAUACCAUCUGAGGGUAGCAGCAAAGAAGUAGAAGACAUAGCAGUGUUACAGGGGACUGUGAUAUCUCUGUGAGCGACCCAGUGGUCUAUGGGACGUGGACUUGGGACCCUCUGUGACACAACAUGCCGCGUGGGAUAAUGACAACACAGAGAGGAAAGAGUCCUUUGGUCACACUCCCUUGGCUCCUCUUGGCCACAGCAAGCUGUCUUGCCGACUUGAAUGAGGUCCCUCAGGUCACCGUCCAGCCUGCGUCCACCGUCCAAAAGCUUGGAGGGACUGUGAUCCUGGGUUGUGUGGUGGAUCCACCAUGGGUGAAUGUGACCUGGCGCCUGAAUGGGAAGGAGCUGAAUGGCUCAGAUGAUGCUCUGGGUGUCCUUCUUACCCGAGGGACUCUUGUCAUAGCUGCCCUCAACAACCAUACUGUGGGACGGUACCAGUGUGUGGCCCGGAUGCCUGCAGGGGCUGUGGCCAGCGUGCCAGCCACAGUGACACUAGCCAAUCUCCAAGACUUCAAGUUAGACGUGCAGCAUGUGAUCGAGGUAGAUGAGGGGAACACAGCUGUCAUUGCCUGCCAUCUGCCUGAGAGCCAUCCAAAAGCCCAGGUCCGGUACAGUGUCAAACAAGAGUGGCUGGAGGCCUCCAGAGACAACUACCUGAUCAUGCCAUCAGGGAACCUCCAGAUUGUCAACGCCAGCCAAGAAGAUGAGGGGAUGUACAAGUGUGCAGCCUACAACCCGGUGACCCAGGAAGUGAAAACCUCUGGCUCAAGUGACAGGCUGCGUGUGCGCCGCUCCACUGCUGAGGCUGCCCGCAUCAUUUAUCCCCUAGAGGCCCAAACUGUCAUUGUCACCAAAGGCCAGAGCCUCAUUCUGGAGUGUGUGGCCAGUGGGAUCCCACCUCCUCAAGUCACGUGGGCCAAGGAUGGGUCCAGUGUUGCUGGCUACAACAAGACUCGUUUCCUGCUGAGCAACCUGCUCAUCGACACCACCAGUGAGGAGGACUCCGGCACCUACCGCUGCAUGGCCAACAAUGGGGUGGGAGAGCAUGGGGCAGCUGUCAUCCUCUACAACGUCCAGGUGUUUGAGCCUCCCGAAGUCACCAUGGAGCUGUCCCAGCUUGUCAUCCCAUGGGGCCAGAGUGCCAAGCUCACCUGUGAGGUGCGCGGGAAUCCCCCGCCCUCUGUGCUGUGGCUGAGGAAUGCCGUGCCCCUUGCUGCCAGCCAGCGUCUCCGGCUAUCCCGCAGGGCCCUGCGUGUGGUCAGUGUGGGGCCUGAGGAUGAAGGCGUCUACCAGUGCAUGGCGGAGAAUGAAGUUGGGAGUGCCCAUGCCGUGGUCCAGCUGAGGACGGCCCGACCAGGCACGACUCUGGGCCCCUGGCAGGAUGCUAAGCCAUCCACAGCCACGCCUCCUGCACCACCCUCCAGAUCCGGUAACCCUGAUCAGAUGCUGAGGGAGCGACCAGGGCUUGCCAAGCCUCCGACAUCAGUGCAGCCUGCUUCCCUGCAGUGUCCAGGAGAGAAGGGGCAAGUGGCCCCUGCUGAGGCCCCCAUCAUCCUCAGCUCUCCCCGGACCUCCAAAACCGACUCCUAUGAACUGGUGUGGCGACCUCGACAUGAGGGUGGCAGCCGAGCACCCAUCCUCUACUAUGUUGUGAAACACCGCAAGCAGGUCGCAAACUCCUCUGAUGACUGGACCAUCUCUGGCAUUCCAGCCAAUCAGCACCGCCUGACCCUCACCAGGCUUGACCCAGGGAGCUUGUAUGAAGUGGAGAUGGCAGCUUACAACUGUGCUGGCGAGGGCCAGACAGCCAUGGUCACCUUCCGAACUGGACGGCGGCCCAAACCUGAGAUCAUGGCCAGCAAGGAGCAGCAGGUCCAGAGAGAUGACCCUGGAGCGGGCCCCCAGAGCAGCAGCCAGCCGGACCAUGGCCGCCUCUCCCCCCCAGAAGCUCCAGACAGGCCUACUAUCUCCAUGGCCUCCGAGACCUCAGUGUAUGUCACCUGGAUUCCCCGUGGGAAUGGCGGCUUCCCGAUCCAGUCCUUCCGUGUGGAGUACAAGAAGCUAAAGAAAGUGGGAGACUGGAUUCUGGCCACCAGUGCCAUCCCUCCCUCACGGCUGUCUGUGGAAAUCACAGGCCUAGAGAAAGGCACCUCUUACAAGUUCCGAGUCCGGGCUCUCAACAUGCUGGGGGAGAGUGAGCCCAGUGCCCCCUCCCGGCCCUACGUGGUGUCAGGCUACAGUGGCCGCGUGUAUGAGAGGCCAGUGGCAGGCCCCUAUAUUACCUUCACUGAUGCAGUCAAUGAGACCACCAUCAUGCUCAAGUGGAUGUAUAUUCCAGCAAGUAACAACAACACCCCAAUCCAUGGUUUUUAUAUCUACUAUCGACCCACAGACAGCGACAAUGACAGUGAUUACAAGAAGGAUAUGGUUGAAGGGGACAGGUACUGGCACUCCAUCAGUCAUCUGCAGCCAGAGACCUCCUACGACAUUAAGAUGCAGUGCUUCAAUGAAGGCGGGGAGAGCGAGUUCAGCAAUGUAAUGAUCUGUGAGACCAAAGCUCGGAAGUCUUCUGGUCAGCCUGGCCGACUCCCACCACUAACUCUGGCUCCACCACGGCCACCACCCCCAGAAACCAUAGAGCGGCCGAUGGGAACUGGCGCCAUCGUGGCACGUGCCAGCGACCUGCCCUAUCUGAUUGUUGGGAUCGUCCUGGGCUCAGUCGUCCUCAUCAUUGUCACCUUCAUCCCCUUCUGCUUGUGGAGGGCUUGGUCUAAGCAAAAACAUACAACAGACCUGGGUUUUCCUCGAAGUGCCCUUCUAUCCUCUUCCUGCCAGUACACUAUGGUGCCUUUGGGAGGACUCCCAGGCCAUCGAGCCAAUGGACAGCCUUACUUCAGUGGCAUCAAUGGGCAAGCCUGUGCCAAUGGGAUACAUGUGAGCAGGGGCUGCCCCGUGGCUGCUGUGGGCUGCCCAGGCGUGAAAUCUCAGCAGCACUGCCCAGGAGAGCUUCUGCAGCAGGAUGACACCAACAGCCUGCUGAGACAGACCAUUCUUGGCAGUGGAUAUGACUCCCAGAGCCACCAGGUUACCAGGGGUCCCCAUCCUAGCCCAGAUGAGGAAUCUUUCUUAUACACACUACCUGAUGACUCGACUCACCAGCUGCUCCAGCCCCAAGACUGCUGCCACCUGCAGGAGCCACCUACCACCGUGUGCCAGGCAGGAGUGAGGAGAACACAAGAGAGUCCUGGCCUGGAAGCUACAUGGGACCCUCCGUUUCACACAGGGCCCCCAUGCUGCUUGGGCCUUGUACCAGUUGAAGAGGUGGACAGUCCUGACUCCUGCCAAGUGGGUGGAGGAGACUGGUAUCCUCAAGACCCCUCGGGGUCCUACAUAGGACAGGAACCUAGGAUGCAGCUCUCCCCCAGCCCAGCGGUGCAUGUGUCUUUUGAAACACCACCUCCCACAAUUUAG